Molecule: messenger RNA, 710 nt
Organism: Nannospalax galili (Upper Galilee mountains blind mole rat)
Lineage: Eukaryota; Metazoa; Chordata; Mammalia; Rodentia; Spalacidae
Product: ellis-van Creveld syndrome protein homolog
Exons: 2
Biological process (GO): smoothened signaling pathway
Source: RefSeq, a predicted model, not a curated record
GGUGGUCCUGGAAGCCUCUGGUCUUUUCAGGGAGCAUGUUUCCAGAGGUAAGAUUGUUAUUACACACCCUAUCUUUGUCCUGACUUCUGUCGAUGUCCCCAAGCUAUUCUGGGAAUCAAAGGCCAGUGUGCAUGCAGGGUUCCUCAAACUCCCUCGUGCUCUAUGGCCAUGCAGCCUGUGGGUCAGAGCUGCACUGUGUUUGAAAAGUGUGGCCACAGUGACUCACACCCACAGUGGCCUGUCUCUUCCCAAUGGUCCAGAGCUCAGGUGCAGCCAAGGAUCACAAUUCCCAUGACUCGGGUCCUUUAGAAUGGUUGCUGUGUGGAGCAACUGGCCUGGGGCUCCAGCAGUGCUGACCACCCUGUCGACUUCCAGGAUGCUGUCACAACAGAGGAAGUUCCUGGACCAGUUCACGCAGCACCAGCAGAUCCGCCUGGCCUCGCAGAAGCAAAAGGCGCAAAAGCUUGACCAGCUUGAAGCUCAGCUGGAGACUCAGCUGCAGGAAGCUGAGAAGAUCUUCAUUUCAGAGCUGGUAUCCUUGGCCCGAGUGCCCCUUGCUGAAAACAAGCCAGUCUCCAAGUACAGGCUGCUGGGUAAGUCUCUGGGUGCUGCAGCACUCAGAAGUGUGGAUGCUAGUCAGCCACCGUCAUUGACCAGCUGUGUGGCCUCGGAUGUCCCGCACAGCCUCUCUGGGCUGUCCUACUCUUUUU